UCCUAACAUUAAACUUUGAGUCCCUGACUUUUCUUUUAUACUUAUACAUAGGUUCAACCAACAUCGCUGUUGCGUUAAUCCUUCAAGCUUGUGUGUAUCAGGUUCAACAUGGGUAAAGAGUCGGAUGAUACAGUACCUCAAGAAUACCCGUACUUCUGGUCCAAGGGGUCAAGUAUAGCUUUACCAGACUUUCUGACGAAGUAUAAACCGUCCAUGGUCCAGAAUGACGGCACAAAACCAUGGAUAUGGGUCGAAGGAAGCAACCGAAACCAGGAUACAUCUGAAUCUGAUGCAACUGUUGCUAUCAGUGAAGCUGCAGCAUUGCUGAAGGAAGUGUCGCAGAGAGUAGAAGAGAUUAAGAACGAUGAUUCUGUCCCUAUGCGCUCUAGCAAAAAGACAGGAGCAAAGAGCAAAAAGGAUGUCCGUGAGAAGGUACAAGCAGACGCUGCCGAGAAACUGAAGGAUAUAUCCAUUAAGCAUAACUACGUUUGUGGAAAAUGGUUGAUAUUCGCUCCCGCAGACAAAGUAGACGUAAUAUGGUCCAAGAUCGCUACAUCGCUUAUCUCUGGCGCCCUUGCCUCAACUUGCGCAUUUCUGGCGAAAGUAGCAACAUCACCGGCGAAUGAGACUCCACACCGUCAACACGUCAUCUGUCUCUAUAUCCCAGAUGUCUACGACAAAGAUGCUGUCACAAAUGUCAUGAAAGUUCUCUUGAGAAACCACGGCGUCAAUCUCAGUGGCGUAAAAUCGGAUCUAUACACAGGAGCAGGACUCGAUAGCAAACACCCAAGCGGAAUUCCAUCAACAGUGUGGAAAAACACUUCUCUACUUGCAGGUUCCGAGAUCAAGGAACAACAAUGUGCAAGCAAAGGGGAAAUCAGGGAAGAGAUCACAAUCAAGCGAUAUGGAUGUGGACGAAAGUGACAAACCAAAAACAAAGAAGAGGAAGAGUACACGGUGACUAUCUCACUUAUCGAAUUGUCGUUGUUGUUUUUUGUGAUCCUAUGUUGACACGCCUUGUGUAUAUUAUUUCCUGCUUCCUUUGUUUUUCGAACCGGUUCGAACCACGGACUAUCAUCGCAUGCGUCGUGUGCCAGCCCACGAGUAUUUCCGUCGCGGUCUCCCGUGACGACAAUCAGGGUGCGCCAUCAAAACUGUGCUGUACCUUUCCCG
This is a messenger RNA of Suillus subaureus, 1173 nucleotides long. RefSeq lists its product as uncharacterized. The record is from RefSeq and is a predicted model, not a curated record. Lineage: Eukaryota; Fungi; Basidiomycota; Agaricomycetes; Boletales; Suillaceae. The transcript is spliced from 12 exons. The coding region runs from base 109 to 924 and encodes 271 amino acids.